Sinocyclocheilus anshuiensis is the source of this 1534-nucleotide messenger RNA. Its product is annotated as N-lysine methyltransferase KMT5A-like. Gene Ontology annotation, molecular function: transcription regulator activity; protein binding; histone H4K20 methyltransferase activity. The record is from RefSeq and is a predicted model, not a curated record. NCBI's taxonomy places the organism in Eukaryota, Metazoa, Chordata, Actinopteri, Cypriniformes, Cyprinidae. The transcript has 8 exons. Gene Ontology annotation, cellular component: nucleus; polytene chromosome. Gene Ontology annotation, biological process: regulation of DNA damage response, signal transduction by p53 class mediator; regulation of transcription by RNA polymerase II. Bases 1 to 951 code for a protein of 316 amino acids.
AUGUUCUCAUUAGGCAAAAAGUCCGCUUCCGCCAAACGAAGACCUGGAGACGGCAGGAUAAACGAGAAAGCUGAAGAGGCCAAAGAGAACAAGCACGGAAAGCCCACGGCAUGCCAAGGGCAGCCAACAAUACAAAGUUGUCUGAAUCUCAGCAAGCCGCUCCGGAAUAAACAUAUAGAGGACAAUUUAGCAACGGGCCGUUUCCCUGAAGACACGAGCAAACCGAGUGAAGUCAAGGAUGCAGAGCUGAAUGCACCUAAAGGAGGGGACACUGGCAAACAGAGCCCUAUCUGUGGAGCUAGUGAGCAGACUGCUGCUGUGCCUCAGAAAGGGUCUGGGACAAGGACGCAAAGGAUAAAUGGUGAAAAGAUAAAUGGUGAAAAGUCAACGGAUAGGAAAUUGAAAGACAAACAGUCUGAACCCAAUCGAAAGGUCACAGAUUAUUUUCCUGUUAGACGAAGUUGCAGGAAAAGCAAAGUUGAGUUGAAGUGUGAAAAGCAGCGGCACAUUGAUGAUCUCAUCAAAAACAAUGUUGAAGAGGGGCUCAAGGUGAAAAGUAUUGAAGGAAAAGGAAGAGGUGUUUUUGCAGACCGGGCGUUUCAGAAAGACCAGUUUGUAGUGGAGUAUCAUGGGGAUUUGUUAGAGAUUGCUGAUGCAAAGGCAAGAGAAACUCAAUAUGCUGAAGACCCAACCAUUGGCUGCUACAUGUACUAUUUCCGCCACCACGACAAAACCUACUGUGUGGAUGCUACCAAAGAAACCAACCGUCUGGGCCGGCUGAUCAACCACCGUAAGACUGGCAACCUUCGGACCAAACUGCACGAGAUAAAUGGCACACCUCACCUCAUCUUCCUGGCUUCCAGAGACAUCGGAGUAGACGAGGAGCUGCUGUAUGAUUACGGUGACCGCAGUAAAGAAGCUGUCGCUGCUCACCCUUGGCUAAAGCACUAAUUCACUCGGUUUAGUAGUUUUCUGCUGAUAGAAUCUAAAAGGAAGUGGUAUAAUGUUAACAUGCAAUGAUGUGUUGAGUCGCCAAAGUAGUUCACCAUUACAGAUGGUACCAUAAAAUGAAUUGUCUUGUCUUUUGAAAGACCCACAGUAGCUGUAACUUAAGAGUUUUUUACAUCUUGGGUUGAGGCUGAAUGAUAUGAACCUUUUGAACUAAUUGUUUAAACCGUUGUAAAAAGUUCAUUUAAUGAAAAUGUGCUCACCCUCGUGUCAUUCCAGACUUUUAGGACUCUUUUCUUCUGAAGAACAGAAGAUAUUUUGAAGCAUGUUUCAGCUGUUUUUGUUCAAUCAGUGGAAAGGAGUAAUUGGAUAACAAUAUCUUGCACAAGAAAGAUAAAGUAUAAGUGUUUGGAAUAAAACGAGGGUGAGCAAGUGACAAGUUUCUUUAUUUGGUUGAACUAUUCAUUUUAAUAAGGGCUUGUUUAAGAACACGCGUCUGAUUUUAAGGAUAAGAUUAAUAUUCAAAUGGGUGUAGUUACUGUACAUUUGUAUAUGCAAAAAUAAGUGUUUAAUCAUAAAACAAUUA